AUGCGGUGGUUGGAUCGUAAUGAAGACGACGGCCAGAUUAUCCGUGAGUUAGUUCCUGCUGGAGAGGGCCUGCGUCUCUUCAAUGUUAACUACCAGAUCGCAAUCAAGACAGGCAGCAUCAAUGGGGCCAGCUCUGACUCCAAGGUGUUUGUGAAGAUGUACGGGGAAAAGGGAGACACGUGCAAGAUGAUGCUGAUGGUCUCAGAAAAUGACCUCAGCAACUACUACGAGACAGCCCGCACUGACAUCUUCACAGUAGAAACCUUCGACAUUGGAACGAUCAACCGCUUCCUUAUUGGCCACACCAACGAAGGGCUGCGUGCUGGUUGGUUCCUGGACAGUGUUGUGAUCUCUGUCCCAGUCCACGGGAAGCAGUACAUGUUCCCCAGCCAUCGCUGGCUCUGCAAGGAUGAGUCAGACGGGAAGGUGGAGGUGGAAAUCUAUCCAAGUGAGAUCCUGGACAUCGAACGAAUGAUCAACUAUGAGGUGACCGUGACCACCGGGAACCUGCGAAAUGGAGGAACCAAUGCAAACGUCUACUGUCAGAUCUACGGGGAGGAGGGGAAAACAGAGGUUCUGGCUCUCAAGAACCGCUCCAACAAUUUUGAGCGUGGUACCACUGAGAUCUUCAAGGUGGAGGCCAUCGACGUAGGGAAGGUCUACAAGAUUCGUAUCGGCCACGACGGCAGCGGCAUCGGGGACGGCUGGUUCCUGGAGAUGGUGAACAUCAAGCGGCUGACCAUGGCCAUGGUGCAGGUGGAGGUGAAGGUGGAGCCCAAGAAGGACAAGAAGAAGGACAAAAAGAAGAAGAAGAAGGAGGAGGAAGUCAAGGUGGAGUACAUCGAAGAGCUGCAGGAGGUGGUGGAGACACUUGCGUUCCCGAGCAACCGCUGGCUGGCCCGGGACGAGGUGGACGGCGAGAUCGUAGCUGAGCUGCUGGCGGAGGGCACUGAAGACCUUGAUAUAAAUUCCUAUGAAAUCCAUGUGUUCACUGGGUCUCUGUGGGGGGCCGGGACGGACGCCAACGUGUACAUCACCAUCUACGGGGAGGUGGGGGACACGGGGGACCGCUGGCUCAGAAAGUCCAACAACUUGAACAAGUUUGAAAAGAACCAGGUGAGGUUUAACACAGUAGAAUGA
Messenger RNA from Gadus chalcogrammus (walleye pollock), 1140 nucleotides. Its product is annotated as lipoxygenase homology domain-containing protein 1. The coding region runs from base 1 to 1140 and encodes 379 amino acids. The transcript is spliced from 7 exons. Gene Ontology annotation, molecular function: protein binding. Lineage: Eukaryota; Metazoa; Chordata; Actinopteri; Gadiformes; Gadidae. The record is from RefSeq and is a predicted model, not a curated record.